Messenger RNA from Corythoichthys intestinalis (scribbled pipefish), 2247 nucleotides. It is a transcript of the gene irf10, whose product is annotated as interferon regulatory factor 10. The transcript has 8 exons. Gene Ontology annotation, cellular component: nucleus. Gene Ontology annotation, molecular function: RNA polymerase II cis-regulatory region sequence-specific DNA binding; DNA-binding transcription factor activity, RNA polymerase II-specific; protein binding. Gene Ontology annotation, biological process: regulation of transcription by RNA polymerase II; immune system process. The coding region runs from base 235 to 1485 and encodes 416 amino acids. NCBI's taxonomy places the organism in Eukaryota, Metazoa, Chordata, Actinopteri, Syngnathiformes, Syngnathidae. The record is from RefSeq and is a predicted model, not a curated record.
UUGUGCGAGUUAGAAACCGAAAGUAAGUGCUUGGAUAAGCUUUCGCUUUCUGUUAUUAGUGUGCAUAUCAGUUCUGCACGUUUCUCUUGAUUUCUUUGCCUUUUUUGUUUUGUUUUGUUUGUUUGCUUAUUUUUAAGUCCGUCAGCUACAUUGUCACUACGUAGGAGUGCGGUGCUGGUAGCACGUCACUUUGUUAUUUAAACUGUCCUGGACCGAGAAAUAACGAGAAGAGUGAUGAAGAACGAGGAAGGGCCGAAGUCUCACUUGAAAGAGUGGCUCAUCGCUCAGGUAGACAGCGGAGCGUACGAGGGUCUUUGUUGGGAGGACAAAGAAAAAACCAUGUUCAGGAUUCCCUGGAAACACGCAGCCAAAAAGGACUACAAGGAGACGGAUGAUGCUGCUUUGUUCAAGGCCUGGACUUUGCACAAGGGCAAAUACAGGGCAGGGCAGGAAAAGGACAACCCCACUGUGUGGAAGACCCGCCUGCGAUGCGCACUAAACAAGAGCACGGACUUUCAAGUUGUCCAUGAACGCUGCCAGCUGGAUAUCUCUGAGCCUUACAAAGUUUAUCGAAUCCGGCAAGAUAGCGCAGUGGCCCCCUUAGUUGAGCGUACACCGAGAAAGGGCCACAUGAUCAUCCAAGUUAAGACAUCACCAAAGAGCCCUGGUUUCCAAGACAAACAGGAACCAGCUUGUGAAGAAGAACAAAAAGAAGAAGAAGAAGAAGAAGAAGAAAUAAAACAACCCCAGUUGACAGAGGAAAGAAGUGACUCUCCGCACCGUUCUUUAUUGACCUUCUGCAGCUCUGUACACAUAUCAGAUUUCCGAAUGAAGGUUACUUUAUUGUACUGUGGCCAAAGCGUGGUGAACUGCACCACUAAGAGUCCAGACGGGUGCUUCAUCCUCCAGGGUCGUGUCUCUAUAGGAAGUGAGCGUAUAUACGGGCGCUGCACUACACAACAGAUCUCUUUCCCACCCCCAAAUAGUCUACACAUGCCAUCAAGCAUGGUGGAAGCUAUAAACCAACUUCUCUGCCAUCUGGAAAGGGGUGUACUCUUAUGGGUUGCCCCUGAUGGGGUGUACAUCAAGCGGUUCUGCCAGGGCAGAGUGUAUUGGAAUGGCCCCUUGGCCCCACACACUGACAGUCCUAACAAAUUGGAGCGGGAGAAGACCUUCAAAUUGCUCGAUACAUCAACAUUUCUUAAGGAUCUUCAGAGCUGUAUACAAGAAAAGGGAACCCCACCCAGUUAUAAGAUUGAUCUCUGUUUUGGAGAGGAGUACCCAGACCCAACCACCCCUAAAACCAAGAAGCUUGUCAUGGUACAGGUGGUGCCGGUGUUUGCAGUGGAUCUGCUGCAGAAAUUCAAUUUAGUGAGGAUGAAAGAAAAUACUGACAGUCCUGUCGCAGCUCAAGGUACAGAAAGUCAGAUAGUCAAUUAUCCUGCUGGAAGCAAACAUCACCCAGAGAAAUCUUUAAUUUCUUAAUUCACUGUCAUGCAAGACAUCGUCACAGCAGUUUUGCAAAAGGGAACUCAUGUUUUUCAAAGUUUUUUUUUUUUUCAAUUUGAUACUAAAUCUGGGUCCUAUUUUUCUGGACAAUAGUCAAACAUUUGGAGAUUUAACCAAAAUUUUUUAAUACGGUAUGUUGUGUGUCUUUUUUAAGCUUUUUUGUGAUGCGUAACCCAAAAGCAACCACAGAAGGGAAACUGAUGACAAACAGAACCGGAAAUCAGAAACUCUCUCAUUUCAAAAUCAAAAUGUGUAUGUUGAGCAGCCAGAUGAAUUAUGUGUUAAAGUGAAGUGACUCACCUUCAAGAUGAAAUCAUCCACUGCACUUUCAUAACUAUGUCAGAAAGAAAGUGGUGUAUGAAUUCUAUUUUUCAUUCUUAUGAAAAGAGCAAAAUUAAAUCCCCAAACUGCUUGACUGCGAGUGACUGCGACAACAUUGUUGAAGCUUGGCAAAGGUUAUUGAACAUCCUUUGUUUUGCAUAACUGCUUUGCUCAAAUGAUUAGAAUAAAUUACAAGUGUGGAUGAAUUCUAUGAAGCUUUUUUUUCUCCAUUUAUUUCUAACGAACAUCAUAUAACAGAGUCACAAUUUUAAAAAAUAUACAUUUUUUUAGCUAUGACAUUUAUAAGGAAUAAUUAACAGGGAUGGUUUUGUCACAAAAACUGAAGUGAAAGACUGUGCUGAAUCAGAAGAGAUACCCGUAUCAAGAGUUUAAAAUACUUUCAUAAUUUUCCCUGCU